Aedes albopictus (Asian tiger mosquito) is the source of this 1623-nucleotide messenger RNA. RefSeq names its product annexin B9. NCBI's taxonomy places the organism in Eukaryota, Metazoa, Arthropoda, Insecta, Diptera, Culicidae. Bases 156 to 1130 code for a protein of 324 amino acids. The transcript is spliced from 6 exons. Gene Ontology annotation, cellular component: cytoplasm. The record is from RefSeq and is a predicted model, not a curated record. Gene Ontology annotation, molecular function: calcium-dependent phospholipid binding; calcium ion binding.
GAAGGAAACGAACUCGUGAGUCGCGACGUACAUCUAUAGAAAUUCGCCCAUCGGAACCGACCACUGCAUCAGUCUCAGUUCAACACUCGAACGGUUCGGAACGAUUCUAUCGCGUGCGCUAAAACACAUUAUAAAACAACCCACACAGAUCAAUCAUGAGCUCAUCGCAGUACUAUCCAUUCCAAUGCACCCCAACCGUCUACCCGGCGGAUCCCUUCGAUGCCAACGAGGAUGCCGCCACGCUCCGCAAGGCCAUGAAGGGCUUCGGAACCGAUGAGAAGGCUAUCAUCGAAGUCCUGGCCCGUCGUGGUAUUGUUCAGCGUUUGGAAAUUGCCCAGGCAUUCAAGACCGCCUACGGUAAGGAUCUGAUCUCGGACCUGAAGUCGGAGUUGGGCGGCAAGUUCGAGGACGUUAUUCUGGCGCUGAUGACCCCCCUGCCACAGUUCUACGCCAAGGAGUUGCACGAUGCCAUCUCGGGUAUCGGUACCGAUGAGGAAGCUAUCAUUGAAAUCCUGUGCACGUUGUCGAACUAUGGCAUCAAGACGAUCGCCGAAUUCUACGAACAGCUGUACGGAGUUUCGUUGGAAUCGGACCUGAAGGGUGACACCAGUGGUGCCUUCAAGCGACUGUGCGUCUCGUUGGUGCAGGGCAAUCGCGAUGAGAACACCGGCGUCGAUGAGGGAGCAGCUGCCGCUGAUGCCCAGGCUCUGUUUGAAGCUGGCGAAGGCCAGUGGGGAACCGACGAGUCGAUCUUCAACCAGAUCCUGGUCACCAGAUCGUACCAGCAGCUGCGGGCCGUGUUCGAAGCGUACGAAAACAUGGCUGGACACUCGGUUGAGGACGCCAUCAAGCGCGAAUUCAGCGGCGCCAUCGAGGAAGGUUUCAAGGCCAUUGUGCGUUGCGUCCGAUCGAAGGUUCAGUACUUUGCCAAGCGUCUCCACCACUCGAUGGCCGGGCUCGGUACCAACGACAAGACGUUGAUCCGUAUUAUCGUUAGCCGCUCGGAAAUCGACCUCGGAGAUAUCAAGGAGGCGUUCCAGGAAAUGUACGGCAAGUCUCUCGAGUCGUGGAUCAAGGAGGAUUGCGAAGGCGACCUUGGAGACCUGUUGGCCACGUUGGCGUCCUAUUAGAUUUAAGGCUGCUCUCGUGAAUUGUUAAACUAACAUUAGUCAAAAGCUGCUGGCACAAAUUAAACUGUUUUAUUUAAUAUUAGAGUUCAUAAGAAGAUCUUCAGCCCAAGGCUGUUUAAUAUUUGAGGGAAUCCGAUAACUCAUUUUUGUAGAAUUGUUUUAUGAAUUUGUUACUUUGCUUUGGUAAUGGAAUUACAUCCUUUUUUGUUUCAUUUACGGCCACAAUUUCUAUGACUGAAUCGAAUCCGUUCCCAUUCUCCGUUUUCUUCUAGGAUGACCUAGGAAGCGAUUUGGGCAACUUGCUUGCCGAACUGGCUUCGUUCUAAGGCGCAGCUUCACCUUAAAUUAUGGAACAAUCUGUUAUAUUGAUGAAUCUAUUGUGGAUGUUUUAAGUAUAGUGAUUCAAAAAGUAUUUAUUACAUAGCUUUAAAACCAUUUAAGCACUCUGAAAUAGUUGGUCCAUUGGAAUAAAUAAACCAUUGUGCAUUGUGUC